GUAAACCAUAUUGUGCGAUUAUAGCAUGGCCAUGUGUCGUUUUUCGAGCGCGAGCGGUAUUGUAUUGUGUUCUACACAACCGAGGCUGAGGCUAAUUCAACCCAUUCGAGCACAGUCGCUUCCCUGUAGCUUUGUGAAAUAGUAGAGAAAUGGCGGUCAGUCACUACCUCGCCCUUGUCUUCGGACUACUUUUCAUCGUAGCAGGCUUCGUAAAACUCAUACCCCUCGACAACGACCAGAAGGGACAUGGGCUACCUCAAAUGUACACCGACUUUGAGAGAUUCCUAACCGUUCUUCCGCUACGGGACGUAGUGGGUAUAAAGACCGCUGCGAUGUACCUAUCCCUGGUGGGCGCUACUGAGGUGCUGUUAGGUGCCUUGCUCGCAUUUGGACGACCUGUUUGUCGAGUGUUUGCCGCCGUGCCUCUCCUCGGCAUCAUGAUCGGAGCAGCCUACACUCUCGUGAUGGUCGGAGAGCCCCUAUCCCACACUGUACCAGCUGUCGUGUUUGGAGCUGCUUUGGUUUAUAUCUUGCUGAAUCAAAGGGGGCUUGGAGGUGGGGUCAUCAGUACAAAGUCGAAGAGCAAUUAACUGAUUUGAUUGGAGAACAUUGGCGUAUCCAACAUAGUGGUUGAUGAAGCUAGGAACGCCCCUCUGUUUGAAUUGAAGCCCCCACCAGCUGUACCACCGGUACUUGCAGAUUGUCUACGUCAAGCAGAGCUACCCAAUUGCAUUCCAGCCCCCCACCCCAACCUAACCCCAACCCAACCCCAACCCUCUCUAGAAUAUCUUUAGGACCCCUGUAUAUGACUCGUGUCUGGAUACGCCUCUGAAUGAGAUUGAAUUAAAAUGCAACAAUAUAUAUUAAUGAUCGGAUCACUGGAGAACUUUAAACAUUGCAAUAAAAUUGCAAGAAGAAGGCCUUUACUCCAAUUUAAUACAGUAAGCUAGGAUACUAAGUUCUACCUUCAGCAACUGAAUGUGUCUUCUUAGAAUGCAAGCUAUCAUCUUACCAGCUAGUGAAAUGUCACAGAGACGUGGGAUUAUUAAGUGCCCUACUAAUAAUGCUGCAUGCUGCAAAGACAAAGUAAUGAGAAUGAUGAAGAUUGUGGCGAGAGAAGCAAUUUGUGGACUUGGAAGAUAAUAUGCCUUAUUUUGCCUCAAUCAUUUAUGUUUCUAACUUUCUAGUAUUGUCUCGAUAUCAUAUAUUACGGAGAGGUUUUGGUGAAUACGGAAAAGUUUAUUUCAUUGAUUUUGUUUUUAAAAGUGGCAUUGAUUUCCUUUCCCGACAAGGUGAAUUAUGUGAUUUCAUCUUCCAACAAUAUAUGCAAGCUAUUUACUUAGUUGUCAAUUGUUAUGUAGGUUUCUCGUAAUUAGGCUCAUUGAAAAGUGUACUAUGGCUCUUGCCCCCCUUCCCAUAUUCCUUGUGACCUCGGCACCAAAUUCAUAACUUUAAAAAAAAUCAGAGAACCUUGAAUCAUCGCUAUACAAACUUGGCUAUUGUAGUUUUAUAAUUGGUCUACAUGUACUGCAGCCUCGCAACAGUUGUGUAGAAAUUAAGUAUUGAACAAAUAUAAAGCAGAACGAGAGCCCUAAUUCGUUGAUGACCGUAUGGAGAAUUUGAAGUACAUGUAUAUGGCAUACGGCAUAAAAAGAAUGGGAAGUUUAAAAAAAUUCCCAUAUUGAAAUAAGAACUUAUCAGUUUCCAACAUACAGGUGUUCCUAAAGAGGUAAUCAAAGAAGCUUUUUAAAAACUAAUCAAUUGCAAUAUAUUAAAUGGAAAGUGUAUCCUGAUGUUAAAUUGGUUUUAAUGAAUGCAACCCCCCCCCCC
This is a messenger RNA of Strongylocentrotus purpuratus (purple sea urchin), 1830 nucleotides long. RefSeq lists its product as uncharacterized. Lineage: Eukaryota; Metazoa; Echinodermata; Echinoidea; Camarodonta; Strongylocentrotidae. The transcript has a single exon. The coding region runs from base 150 to 590 and encodes 146 amino acids. The record is from RefSeq and is a predicted model, not a curated record.